Messenger RNA from Manis javanica (Malayan pangolin), 1097 nucleotides. It is a transcript of the gene PLAAT4, whose product is annotated as phospholipase A and acyltransferase 4. Gene Ontology annotation, cellular component: cytoplasm. Lineage: Eukaryota; Metazoa; Chordata; Mammalia; Pholidota; Manidae. Gene Ontology annotation, biological process: N-acylphosphatidylethanolamine metabolic process. The record is from RefSeq and is a predicted model, not a curated record. Gene Ontology annotation, molecular function: A2-type glycerophospholipase activity; glycerophospholipid phospholipase A1 activity.
UUAUAGCAAAUUUUUCGUGCCCCUUAAAAAAAAUGUCUUUACCAUUUGUAAAGUGUCAAAAGGAAACUGAAAGUGAAAUUCUCAACUUUGGUAUAAAAGCUGGUCCUUGAGCAAACUUUCAAGAGCACCUCAAAUAUCACCAUGGCUCUGUGCAAAGAACUCAGCCCUGGAGACCUGAUUGAGAUUUUCCGCAUUGGCUAUGAGCACUGGGCCAUCUACGUGGGAAAUGGUUACGUGAUCCAUCUGGCUCCUCCAAGUGAGUACCCUGGGGCUGGCUCCUCCAGCGUCUUCUCUGUUCUGAGCAGCAGGGCUGUGGUAAAACGGGAACUCCUGAAGGAUGUGGUGGGGGGCUGCCAUUAUCGAGUCAACAAUGACUUGGACAAAAAGUACAUACCACAGCCUGUGAACGUGAUCAUCUGUUCUGCAAAGGAGAAGGUUGGUGAGGAGAUGGUGUAUAAUAUUCUGGACAGAAACUGUGAGCACUUUGUCACUGACCUGAGAUAUGGCAAGGCUAAGAGCGAGCAGGUGGAAAACGUCCUGAUCGGAGCAGGGGUGGCCCUGGGAAUCGGAAUUCUGGGUGUCGUCGGAUAUUCUCUUUGGAAGAAACGCUCCCAAAACCAGUGAGAGCCUGCAGGAGCCACAGAUUCCUGGGUAGAAGCAGCUGUGGAGGCCAGCAGAGACGGCCCCCCACAGCCCGCUGUCUACCAGCCCUCGCGCUACAGUGACCUGCAACUCUCCCUCACUUUCCCAUCCUCACUGGCUGAAGAACGUGCCGAGCGUACCAAUUGAACCAUCAAUAAAUGUAUCUACAGAAAGGACUUCCCCUGGGUGUUUGUAGAUUUCUGGAUCAGAAAGGAGGAACAUUAAUUCAGCAUUAAUUGGAUACUUUCCAACAACCUUUAGCUGUGCAACCCUGGGAAAGGCUCUUGCCUCUCAGAGCCUCAGUUUCGUCCUCUCUGAGUGGGGGUAAUGAACCACUUCACAGGGAUGUCAUGAGGGUCGCUAAGAUGAUAUGUGAACAUGGGGAUGCAUGUAUCUUUUCAAACUAGUGUUUUUGUUUUCUUCAGAUAAAUAACCCCCGCCCCCAGAAGUGGAAU